CUGUGCUUUUUGAUCCUCUUAACUGCACUUUGCCACAAAACACAGAGAAACGGUAACCUAAAAGGGUUUCAAUGUGCUAUAUAUCCUCGGCUCUGACUGACAGCUGGCCCAUGUGCUGACGCUGGGGAUUUUGGAGAGCUUCCCAGCACCCAGAAGUGGAAUGUGAUUGUGCUCUGGGAUCCGGGCCAGGAGCCCUUUGUGUGUUUCAGUGCAGAAACCUUCAUCCCUACAGAGAACCGGUCCCCAGGACAACUACUGGGCUUUCAUCACUGUUAAUGCUGCAAUUAUUUUGGGGCUUGCUGGUUGAGAGAAAGAGGAGGGAAAGACAAGAGGAAGUUACAGUUCUCUUUGGAAGGAGCGAUACACUGCUUUCCCUUUGUUAUAACCUUGUCCGAGGCUUGGAUCAGACAGAGUACAAAUCCUGGAGUACCAUAUAACGGAGUCGAAGGAGAGUCAAUUAUAGCAGCAACGUGACACACAAUAAUUUCAAUUUCUCAAAGAAAAAAAUGACUGCUUCCUCCGCCACGAGGGUCUUCAUGUUAUCUCUGGUGUCAAUUCCAGUGAGCUAUCUCUUUAAUUUCUUAUCCGCGAACUGCAGCCCCUGGACCAUUCUCAUUGUUGGAUUCUUGAUCUUGAUCUCGGUUGCAACAAUUGCCUUUUUUCUGGCGAGGAAGAAACCACCGAAGGAUCCUUUAUUCUACCUUUAUGCAGUCUUUGCGUUUACCAGUGUGGUGGACCUUAUAGUUGGACUUGAACAAGAUGGACUUAUUGAUGGAUUCAUGACUCUUUACUUGAAGGAGGGUGAACCUUACCUGAGCACAGGCCAUGGACAUAUGAUUUGCUACUGGGAUGGUUCAGCACAUUACUUAAUGUAUCUCCUGAUGGUAGCAGCUAUUGCAUGGGAGCAGAGUUACAGAACCAUUGGGUUAUACUGGGUUGGAUCAAUUCUAAUGAGUACCUUUGUAUUCUUAUCGGGAAACCUUGUUGGGAAGUAUGGCAGCAAACUUGGUCCAGUCAGCCUCCUGAUUAUACCGUACCUUGUCCUACCUAUGUGGGCUGUUCUCCAGAUUUAUCACCAGCCUCUUGAGAAUGAAUCUGCACCUAAGGCUGUUGAAAUCGUUCAAAAGAAGAACCUGCUACAGAGACCUCUUGAUCUGUUGUUAACCAUAUCCCUCUUUUUUGCGAUUGGAUUCAGCCUCUUCAGAGGAUUGGUCGCUUUGGAUUGUCCGAUCAAGGUGUGUCGACAAUACCUGCAGCUCCAGGAGCCGUACCUGCGAGACCCUGCAGCCUACCCAAAGAUACAGAUGUUGGUUUACAUGUUUUACUCUGUCCCGUUCUGCAUCAUAACCCUUUAUGGUCUCUUUAUUCCUGGAUGUUCCUGGCUUCCUGACUUGGCAUUGCUUCAUGCAGGUGGUCUUGCACAGGCACAAUUUUCACAUAUCGGAGCAUCCCUUCAUUCCAGAACUCCAUAUAUGUACAGAGUACCAGAAGAGGCUCAGCUGAUGUUUCUAAUAACAAAUGGACUCUAUGGCAUCGUGCCACAAUUACUUGCCUACAGAUGUGUGAAUAAACCCGAGUUUUUCUUGAAGAGAAAAGAAGACGCAAAGACAAAGUAAAAAGCAAACUCAGUCAACUAAAUGUUUUAUUUUUCUGUCCAAAGUUGCAUUUUUUGUUAUGCAGAUUCAAUAUUAGAGUAAAUUUCUUAUUAAACAAAUUGUAUCGGUGCUUUGCAAAUGAUUUCUUUUUUCUAUUUUGGUAUUGGUACUGUAUUAUUCCUCCAAGGUUGUUCUUGUGUGAAGUUAGGGAACUGUGUGCAUAAGAAAAAAAAAGUGAAAUAAUUACCAAGAACAAAUGCAUUCAUUUUGCUUUGGAACGAGAGAUUUAGUGGGCGGCACAGUGGUUAGCACUGCUGCCUCACAGCGCCUGAGACCCGGGUUCAAUUCCCGACUCAGGCGACUGACUGUGUGGAGUUUGCACGUUCUCCCCGUGUCUGCGUGGGUUUCCUCCGGGUGCUCUGGUUUCCUCCCACAGUCCAAGAUGUGCAGGUCAGGUGAAUUGGCCAUGCUAAAUUGCCCGUAGUGUUAGGUAAGGGGUAAAUGUAGGGGUAUGGGUGGGUCGCGCUUCGGCGGGUCGGUGUGGACUUGUUGGGCCGAAGGGUCUGUUUCCACACUGUAAAUCUAAUCUAAUCUAAGUCUAAUUUCUGGUCUGAGGUAAAAACAAUGACUGCAGAUGCUGGAAACCCGAUUCUGGAUUAGUGGUGCUGGAAGAGCACAACAAGUUCAGCGAAACUUUGGAUGCUGCUUGAACCGCUGUGCUCUUCCAACACCACUAGUCCAGACCAUAGAUGCCAAACCCAGUCAAUAUCCGUGCUUACAGUGUGUGUAGUGCAAUUUAUUGAAGUAUCAGUUUUGUAUAAUGACAACCAGACAGGAGCUGAGGAGACUUUUUUUUCAGUAAAUUCACAGGAAUUCAAUACAGGCAUUUAUUGAAUUCUAAAAUUGCCCUUGUGAAGGUGGCAAGCUGCCUACAUGAAUACAGUUGUUUCUCUUCAUAAACCAUUUUCCUGGGAUGGUUAAGAAUAAACCAUGUUGUUAUCAAUUUGGAGUCACAUGUAGCCCAGAUUGGGGAAAGAUGACUGAUUUCAUUCCCUGAAGGAUGUUAGUGAACCAGACAUACUUUUAUAACAAUCUAGUCAUUUCAUGGUCACCGUUAUGGAGACUGUGCUUUUUAAUCCAGCCUUAUUUAAUUAAAUCCCUAGCUGACAUGAUGAGUUUUGAACUCUGGAUCGCUGGUCCAGUAAUGUAACCAGCCUGUGUCUUUACCACGUUUUAAUGCUUGUUAUUUGUUACAAUUUUGAAUGCACUUCCUGAAAGGGGUGGUGGAAGCAGAUUCAAUUCUAACUGGAGUUGGAUAAUUACUUGAACUGAGAAUGUUUGCAGGACUGUAGGAAAAGAGCAAGGCCGUGUUGGACAAAUUGGAAGCUCUUUCCAAGGACCAUUCCCAGGUACAAUGGGCCGAUGGAUAACCAGUCUCAUUAGAUUCUGCAAACUUCCCAAAACAGUACAGAUGCUGAUAUUGCAGUGGCAUUAAAUGAAUUAUUGCAAUACAAUCUACAGCUUUGAGUGUGUGCUGCAUGCACUAAUCAUAUAGGUCACUUCUGUGAUAAUUCACAUAGUCAACGUGAAAGCAAUUAUCUGUUUACAAAAGCUGACUUGUAUGGACAGCCCUUCUUUAUUAAACAGAACUGAAAUGAGACUUUGUCUACUAUUUCUCAUCAAAUAUAACAAACUGAUGAAGGAAAUUCUCGAUGUUUUUAGUGUUAUAUGGGGGGAAUUGGACUUUGAGGAUAUCUCUAGCUGGGUGUCCUUGCUUGUACAAGUGGUUUAUAUUGUUGCUGCCUUUGGCUAGAAUUAAAGACUAUUUAAAGUUUUU
Molecule: messenger RNA, 3432 nt
Organism: Hemiscyllium ocellatum (epaulette shark)
Lineage: Eukaryota; Metazoa; Chordata; Chondrichthyes; Orectolobiformes; Hemiscylliidae
Product: transmembrane 6 superfamily member 1-like
Exons: 10
Coding region: 507-1616 (369 amino acids)
Cellular component (GO): lysosomal membrane
Source: RefSeq, a predicted model, not a curated record